Dictyostelium discoideum AX4 is the source of this 675-nucleotide messenger RNA. RefSeq lists its product as hypothetical. The record is from RefSeq and is a predicted model, not a curated record. NCBI's taxonomy places the organism in Eukaryota, Evosea, Eumycetozoa, Dictyosteliales, Dictyosteliaceae. The transcript has a single exon. Bases 1 to 675 code for a protein of 224 amino acids.
AUGUACAAAUAUAAUCAACUCUUUGAAUUAGAACCAAAUUUUAAAGCUGAUGAUGCUGAAAAAUUUAGAAGUAAUGCUACAGAGGAAUUAAUUAAUGAAACUGUAAAAUCAUUAGAAUCAAAAAACCAUAUAGUUCAUGUUGUUGAAGAUGAAGCAUCAGCAUUGGAAUUAAUUAAAAAACUUAUUCCAGAUGGUAGUUCAGUUAUGGAUGCUGGUAGUGUUACACUCGAUGAAAUUGGUUUCAAAUCCUAUUAUUUCAGUAAUGAACAUAAAUGGUAUAACUUACAUCAAAAGAUUUUAGAUGAAAAAGAUGGUGCCAGUCAAGGUGGUUUAAGAAAGAAAGCAUUGGCAUGCGAUUACUUCAUUAGUUCUGUCGGAGCUAUAUCAAAACAAGGAAGUCUUUUUGUGGCUGACGCUUCCGGUACACGUGUUGGGGGUUUCACAGCCUCAAAUAACGUAAUUGUUGUUGCUGGUGUUAAUAAAAUCGUUGAAUCUGAAUCCGAUGGUGUUAAAAGAGCAACUGUUUUCUGUUACCAAUGUGAAUCUGUUAGAGCAAGAAAAGCUUAUGGUGUACCAGGAAGUGUCGUAGCCAAUUUCACUCAAAUUAAUCACGGUAGUGUCUUUGGUCCAAAGAAUACAAAUAUUAUUUUAAUCAAGAAAGCUCUUGGUUAUUAA